Molecule: messenger RNA, 2796 nt
Organism: Cetraspora pellucida
Lineage: Eukaryota; Fungi; Glomeromycota; Glomeromycetes; Diversisporales; Gigasporaceae
Source: the annotation of a GenBank genome assembly
AUGACUGAAGUACAACGAUAUCAAUUUCCAAAUAAUGGAAAUCAAAUUUUAUCUCAUAAUAACGGUUUUCAUACCAAUAUAAGAACGGGUGUUAACGUCAAUUCAUGGCAAAAUGAACCUAUUAGUCCUCAAAGACCUGAUAUAAUUGGUUCAAAUGGAAGACAAAAUGUUCCUAUCGAAGCAAAUUAUACUCCCCCCUCCGAAUCCGAUAAAACAAUUCUUAAUACUUAUCAUUCUCGUUUACAUUCUUCCUCUACUGGUUACAUAAGUGAUGAUCGAUCUUCUUAUAGUAACACUUCUGAAGUAUUAACUACCGAUGAUGAUGUUAUUACUCCCAUGAAUAAUAAUUCCCCAAUUUUAGCUAAUCAAAGACUUAAUAACAUAUCAGAUGAUUCAAUUUAUUAUGAUGGUGAUUGGAAUAUAAAGUCCAAGGAGAAAUCUCGUAAUCCUUCUUUAUUACGCAAUAAUAAUUCUAAUACCAAUGGAAAUAAUAGUUGGCGUAAUGAUUUAAAUUUAAAUUCUUCCCAAAAAUAUAUUUCUUCCCCUGAAAUACCCUCUUUAAACUCUCCUACCUUGGAUGAUCCUAGAUUAAAAUUUAAACCUUCUACAAUGCGUAUAAAAGAAGAUAAAUCUCGUAAAUUUCUUAGUUAUACCCCUCCUCCUACUUAUUCUCAAUCUUCAAAAAGACAUGAAAAAACUUUUUCUUAUGAUGAUAGACUUCGUGAUUAUGAAUAUAAACGUUCUUUAGAUACUUUACAUUCCGUUUAUGAAUCUCAACAAUCUACUAUUUCUCCUUCUGAUGCUCCUUUAAUCAGUCGUCCUGUAUCCCCUCCUAUCAUAUCUUAUCAUCUUAAUGAUCCUUCUCGUUCUACAAAAUCUUUAACUUUUUCUAUUCCUUUACCUACUGAUAAAUUAUUCGAUUCUUUCAAAAAAAAAUCAAAGGAUCAUCAUCCAAUUUAUUUAAAAGCUAUUCAGGCUUUAGAAGCUAUGCAAUUUAAUGAAGCUAUUAGUUUAUUUACUCAAGUUUUAUCCUUAUUCCCUCAAAGUUAUUCUCUUAUUUGUUAUAGAGCUUAUGCUUCUUUUCAAGCUGAAAGUUGGAAUCAAGCUAUUAGUGAUUUAAAUAGAGCUAUCGCAAAGAAACCAAGAAGAUCUCGUGCUUAUUCUCUUAGAGGUGAAGUUUAUCGUAGAUUAAAUAGAUUUGAAGAUUCUUUAUCAGAUCUUAAUACUUCAUUAAAAUUAAAAAAGAACAUUUUCGCUUUAAGAACUCGUGCUGAAGUUUAUAGUGCUAUGGAAAGAUUUUCUGAUGCUAUUAGUGAUUUGGAUUCGGUUUUAGAAAUUGAUCCAAAAAAUAUUUUGGCUAUAAUACGUCGUGCUAAAGCUUAUUGCUCUCUUAAUCUUUAUCAAGAUGCUUUAUCGGAUUUAGAACUUGCUUUAGAUUUUGAUCCUGAAAAUACUUCUUCUAUAUUAAUGAAUCGUGGUGAAAUUUAUAGACUUAUGGGUCGUUAUGAUUUGGCUCUUUUGGAUUUUAAUAAUUCUUUACAAAGUAAUGAAAAUUUAUUCGCUUUAGAAAGACGUGGAAAUGUUUAUAAAAUUUUAAAAAAAGAUAGAGAAGCUUUAAUCGAUUUUACUAAAGUUCUUCAAUUGGAUUCAAAAAAUUUUUCCGCUCAUAAAGGUCUUGCAGAAAUUUUAUAUGGUUUAGGUGAUCGUGAACAAGCUCUUUCUCAUAUGAAUUUCGCUUUACAAAUUGAACCUUUUGAUUUUUCUUUAUUAAAAGGUAGAGGAAAAAUUAAUCAAGUUUUAGGUUCAAUUGAAAAUUCUUUAAUAGAUUAUAAUUUAGCUUUAAGAAUUUUCCCAAAUGAUAUUGAUAUACUUUUAAGUCGUGGUGAAAUUUAUCGUUCAACUAGAAAAUAUGAUAAAGCUAUUCAAGAUUUUACUAAAGUUUUAGAAAUUGAUUCAAGGCAUGUUCGUGCUUUAUCAAGUCGUGGUGAAAUUUAUAGAACGAUAAAUCAAAGUGAUAAAGCUUUACAUGAUUUAAAUGAAGCUCUUAGACUUAAUCCUUAUAAUAUAGAAGCUUUACAAAGUCGUGGUGCUAUUAAUAGAUCUUUACGUAGAUAUGAAGAAGCUUUAAGAGAUCUUGAUGAAGCAAUUGAAUUAAAAUCUGAUAGUAUAUUUGCUCUUUCUCAUCGUGGUGCUAUUUAUUCAAUGUUAAAAAGAUUUACUGAAGCUAUUGCUGAUUUAAAACAUGCUUUAGGAAUUAAUCCUAAAUAUGUUUUUGCCUUAGAAACUUUAGGUUCUAUAUAUAAUGCUCAAGAAAGAUAUGAUGAAGCUCUUGAACAAUUAAAUAUUGCUAUAGAUUUAGAUCCAUCAAAUCGUUGGGCAUUAACUCAUCGUGCUGAAACUUUAUUAGCAAUGGGAAAAGGUGAAGAUGCUUUAAGAGAUUUAAAUAAAGUAUUGGAAAAAUAUCCGGAAUGGGGUUAUCCUUUAUCAUUAAGAGGUGGUAUUUAUAGAGCAUUAAAAUCUUAUAAAAAAGCUUUAACCGAUUUAAAUAAAGCUUUAGAAAAUUUUAAAGAUAAAGCGUUUAAUGUUAGUCAUAUAACAAAAGCAUUAUGUCAUAGAGGUUCGGUUUAUUUUGCAAUGGAAAAAUAUAAUGAAGCAUUGACUGAUUUUAAUAAGGUAUUAAUUCGUGAUCCAAAGAAUUCAUAUGCUUUACAAGAACGAAGUGCUGUUUAUCAAGCUUUAGGAAGGAAUGAUAAGAAAAUGGUUGAAGAAUCAGGAAAUGAAUCAAUAGUUGAUUAA